Odocoileus virginianus texanus is the source of this 1901-nucleotide messenger RNA. The record is from RefSeq and is a predicted model, not a curated record. NCBI's taxonomy places the organism in Eukaryota, Metazoa, Chordata, Mammalia, Artiodactyla, Cervidae.
GGUUCUGUCUGGCCCAGAGGGGACCUCAGGCUUCUUCUGAGCCUGGCAGUGGGUCCCAACUCCCAGACUUCUCCAGAGACUGGCCAGGCAGGGCCAACAGGCCCUUGGCACCACGGCCCUGGGACCUGGUGUCCUAGCUCUGUCCUAGCUUCGCCUGCUGCGUAACCAUGGCAACUGGGGGCAGGGGGUGGGCCCAGGUCUGCUGGAAGGCCUAGGGUUGUGGGAAGUCUUUGGAGAGACGUGGUCAGUGUUUCAAGGGGCGAAGGCCCCUUGUGGGUGGGCUGCAGACUCAGGGAAGGGCUGUGUGGCCAUCAAUGAGUGCUGGGCAGGCCAGGAGGACAGACUGACCCUGUGUGUCGCCCUCAAGUGAGGGGGGCCGGCAGACCCCAGGUCUCCGCUUCGCCCCCCAGGCCAGUAGCUGGGCCCUUGGCACCGAGAGACGGGUGACUCUCCAAGGCCCACCAACCAAGCCCUGGAGGCUCUCAGGAAUCAGAGUGCAUACAGGUGGUGGGGUUAGGCUGAGGCCCCUGAAAAUUCAUGCCUGGCCAUUCGGUCCUGGCCUCGGCGAUGCCUGCCUCCCUCCAUGUCACAGAGGAGGGAGCUGAGGCCCACAGAGGUGCCCACACGGCCCUGCCAGGCCGCUUCCCCCUCGAGGCUCCUCUCCAAGCCGCUGACCUGGGUGUCUGACCUCCUCCCGGCAGGGUGGGCGCCAGCGCCUGGUGGGCCCUCUGGAGCCCCGGGCAGUGUUGUGCGUGCCCAGCACAGGGAGGAGGGCUUCUGGGGGGCUGGGGCUCCGGGACGGUGGGUCGCUGAGGGUGCCCUCUCUCUCCGCGGCAGGCAUCUACAUCCUUAUUGCCGUGGGUGCCGUGAUGAUGUUCGUUGGAUUCCUGGGCUGCUACGGGGCCAUCCAGGAGUCCCAGUGCCUCCUGGGCACGUUCUUCACCUGCCUGGUGAUCCUCUUUGCCUGUGAGGUGGCCGCUGGCAUCUGGGGUUUUGUCAACAAGGACCAGAUCGCCAAAGACGUGAAGCAGUUCUAUGACCAGGCCUUACAGCAGGCCAUAGUGGACGACGAAGCCAACAAUGCCAAGGCCGUGGUGAAGACCUUCCAUGAGACGCUUAACUGCUGUGGCUCCAACACGCUGACCACACUGACCACCUCUGUGCUCAAGAACAGCCUGUGUCCCUCCGGUGGCAACGUCAUCACUAAUUUGUUCAAGGAGGACUGCCAUGGGAAGAUCGACGAGCUCUUCUCGGGGAAGCUGUACCUCAUCGGCAUCGCGGCCAUCGUGGUCGCUGUGAUCAUGAUCUUCGAGAUGAUCCUCAGCAUGGUGCUCUGCUGCGGCAUCCGGAACAGCUCAGUGUACUGAGCCUGCGGCCACUGAGGCCUCGGGGAGGGGCCUCGGGGACCCCAGCGGCGCCCCCCGGAGCGACCCGGACACUUCUGAGGAGGGGCCGUCGCCACCUGUGUAUAUAACCUCCUGGUAUCACUGCUACACUUAUCAGCUUUUUUACUUUUGAGGUUUUGUUCUUGUCCCGAAGCUUCCUGUUAACUGUCCUUUUGGGGCUGACGUCACCUGUGGGUGGCGUGUGAGUGGACUGUGGGGACUGCAGGGCAGGGGCCCCCUCUGCUGCUUGGGGGCUCUGCUUGCUCAGCCAGGCCUCUCCUGGGGGCCACCAAGGGCCGUCUGGCCGAGCUGCACCCAUGCGCCCGUCCCCAUGGGCAGCACACACGCUCAGCCUUUUUUUAAUCCUUGUUCCUUUCCGGCCACCUGUCUCUAGAGCCGGGUCUACGAGCAGCCUUAUGCCUUCAAUGCGCACCUCUCCUUUCUAACGCGUCACCUUCAAUUGUAAUUACAUCUUGAAAAGUCAUUCAAUAAAGAAGGAAAAACCAGGCAUGCUAA